Molecule: messenger RNA, 456 nt
Organism: Helobdella robusta
Lineage: Eukaryota; Metazoa; Annelida; Clitellata; Rhynchobdellida; Glossiphoniidae
Exons: 2
Coding region: 1-456 (151 amino acids)
Source: RefSeq, a predicted model, not a curated record
AUGGCCGUUAGAAGUGAAUUGGGGUCUGCUUGGCUAAGGGCCAUUUCCAGUACAACUUGCGGCACAAGGCUUGACAAUGGUUCUGUUAGAGUGAAUUUAUGCUUGAGACUUGGGUUGCCGGUGGUGUCAGGUUACAAAUGCUUGUGUGGGGCGGAUGUUUCUCAGUUGGGUCACCAUGGUUUAUCGUGUAUGCUUGGUUCAGGAAGACAAGCAAGACACUCUGCCAUGAAUAAUUAUAUACGCAGAUUGUUCCAAAAAGCAGAUAUACCUGCCAUUAAAGAACCAGCAGGCCUACUAUCUGAAAGUAAUUUCAGGCCAGACGGUUACACUCUGGUACCGUGUUCCCAAAGUUGCUGUUUAUCACGGGAUGUGACGUUCCUCACACAAUUUAAUGAUAAGAAGCGGGCUGACCAUGAUAGAAUUUUUAUUGGAAUUCAUCGAGCAUGGCCACCGUAA